This is a messenger RNA of Gongylonema pulchrum, 651 nucleotides long. Lineage: Eukaryota; Metazoa; Nematoda; Chromadorea; Rhabditida; Gongylonematidae. The record is from the annotation of a GenBank genome assembly.
AUGGGUGCAAUCCUCGCAGCAACGGAUCCAGUAGCAGUGGUGGCGAUUCUUGAAGAUAUUGGUGCUCCGCAACGUAUCAGAAUACUGGUGGAAGGGGAAUCACUGCUUAAUGAUGGCUUGGCUAUUUUCAUCUAUCAAAUUCUGCUCAAUUUUGUCCUUAAAGAAGUGAAUUUGCCAUCAUAUCCAUACACCUUAGUGCAUUAUGUGGCAAUGUGCAUAAGCUGUGUCGUUAUAUCGCCGGUACUGGGUUAUACAAGCGCUCAUCUGUCCAUAUUGAUCAUCCGCCACGGUAUCACCGAGGAGAAAAGGAUCCAGAUGUUUUUGGUGAUUUCGGUUUACUUCGUUUGGCAGUUGGGUGAGGUAACGCGAGGUUCGGCGGCAGUUGCGACCGUCUUUUACGGUGUUACAUUGAACUAUCUUAGAGAAAGAUUAAAUCCAAAAAGUGUGGAACUGACUUUACAAAUUUGGACAACAUUCGGCUACUGGGCCAAUUGCAUCGUAUUUAUGUUUAGCGGCUACGCUAUCGGCUUGCUACUCUUCAGUAAUCCCGUCGAGGUGCUUGCUUUGAUUCUUGAACGAAAUGCAUUCUACAGCUUCGUUAUCCAGCCAUGCAGCCAGCAGUUUUUAUGCGUUUUUGCCGUGCAGCACUAG